CGGCAACAUUGUAACAUUCUUUAGUUUAUGGAAGAUCGCCGCUUGUGACAGUUCGUGAGUGAAAAAUUGAAAAUUAUGAAGUAAAAUAUUUUCUAAAAUUAUUGUGUUUAAAUGACAGCAGGAAAAGAAACAAUGGGUGAGCAGCCGAUAUUCACGUGCAAGGCCCACGUGUUCCACAUAGACCCGAAGACCAAGCGAUCAUGGAUGUCGGCCAGUUCUGCAGCCGUCUCCGUCUCCUUCUUCUACGAUUCCUCAAGGAACCUGUACCGUAUCAUCAGCGUUGAAGGAACUAAGGCGGUGAUCAACAGUACGAUAACAGCGAACAUGACCUUCACUAAGACUUCCCAGAAGUUCGGCCAGUGGAGUGAUGUUAGAGCCAACACGGUCUACGGACUCGGGUUCGCAUCAGAACCGGAGCUUGGCAAGUUCAUAGAAAAGUUCCAAGAGGUAAAAGAAGCGAUUCAAGCGCAGCAAUGUGGCGCUACUGGUGGCAAAUCAGUUACGAACGGUAACAGUGGCGCCGCCACCCCCGUCGCCAGCGCCACCGCCAGCCCACUGCUCGCUGGUAGAGCCACUGGUGGGGAUGAGCCACCGCCCGCCGUGUCACCUGCUCAGGCCUUGCCCAAACCAGAGCCGGAAGAUAUGAACGUACAUCAGAGAGCGCAUUCCGUGUCCUCCACUCUACAGGGAGGUGGUUACGCUACAGUAGGUCGAUCGCCCCGCGGUCCCCUGGCGUCAGCCGGCGCUCCGGCCGUGAUCGACCCUCCUCCCGCCGAGUCCUCCGAACAACAGCUGCGGUACGAGAACGACAGACUCAAGCUCGCACUCGCACAGAGAAUGGAAAGUGGCUACGCGACAGUGGGGCGAGCUCCGCGCGGUCCGCUGGCGACCGCCGGCCCGCCCGCGGUCAUCGACCCGCCGCCCCCCGAGUCCAUUGAGCAACAGCUGCGCUAUGAAAAUGACAGGUUGAAGCUGGCACUCGCGCAGAGCUCAGCGAACGCUAAAAAAUGGGAGGUGGAGCUAGCUACGUUGAAGAGUAACAACCUUCGACUGACGGCCGCGCUGCAGGAGAGCACAGCCAACGUGGACGAGUGGAAGCGGCAGCUGCACCAGUACCGAGAGGAGGUGGCCCGCGCCAGACACUACGCUGGUAAAGGCGCGGAAGCCAACGAAGUGGAACAGCUUCGCCAGCGUGUCGCCCAAUUAGAGGCGGAACUAGCUCAGAAGAACGAGGAGCUAGCCCAGAUCACCAAGUCGAAGAAGAGCGAACAGGACGCAGAGGCUAAACUCGCUCAAAGUCAGCUGGAACUAGCUCUCGCCGCGCAGGACGGACAACGACAGGUCAUACAGGCACUCAACGACCAACUGGCGCGGCAACUUGAUGAGCUGAGCACAAUCCACCGCGAGAUAAACUCAGCGUUGCACACAUGAGACGCGGCCGCGGCUGCGCUGGCCGCCCCCGCACCGCCGCAGUACGCCGUCCCGCACAGGGAGCCCCGCGAGCCCCGCGACCCUCGUGAGCCCCGCGAGCCCCGCGAGCCCCGUGAGCCCCGCGAGCCCCGCGACCGUCGCCUCCCGCUACUGCUGCGUGCGCCGGAGCCAGCCUACGUGACGGUGAAGACCAAGAAAUGAAGAGUGCUCUCGGUAUUUCGCAAGGUGCACGAGUUCUUUUAAAUUAUUCCUUUUAAUAUGAAAGGGGAGAGUCGGUUGGCUUUUCAGUUUUUUUGGCGUCAAUGUACUAGUUUAUAUUCUUCGAUGUCAAAUGUUGUGGUAUGGUAUACUUUGUGGAUAUUUUAUACGUAGUUGUGUUUUGUAAACGCAAUUAUAAGAUGUAUUAAUGUGUCUAGUUUUGUUUCUAAGAAAAUUCCCCUGUUGAAUCUGGUGUGAGAUUUUGAAUUGUAUACAAGCCACACAUUGAUGCCUUGUUGUAAUUAUUUCUUGUCUCUAAAAUCAGCUUCUUCGUUUCAGUUUAAAACAGUAUGAAUAUUUAUAAGUAAUGACUUGAUUUCCUUCAUUAUUCCAAUGUUCUUUGUAAAUUAAGAGAAAAUGUUAUUGCUUAAAAUCUUUACUUGAAAAUGCAAUAUAAUUGCGAUUAUAAUAUAAAUAAAUGGUGCAACAACCGACGCUCCCUCCGUGGUUAGCUCAUCGAUAAUUUUAUUUAACGUUAGGGCACAUCACUAUUAUUCGUUUCACCGGUACCAAGUGUUGUCAUUGAUCUUGUCAUUUUUCAAAACGGUGUCAUUACGGUGUCAUUUUUGGUUUUAAGAUGUCAUUAGAAUGAAAAUUUGAAUUAAAUUAUGGCUUAUUCACGUAAGGCAACGUAAGGCACGUUUGAGGCAACUGCCCGUGACUAUGAGUUCUCAGUUUGCGUUGAAAUGUUGAGUUACCCUUUACAAAAGUUACGUGAGUAAGCCGUAAACGAUAAUUAAUUAAAUAUUUAUCACAAGAAAAUCAAAUUGUUAUAGGAGUACAAUGCCACAGUAUCUAAAUACAACUCCUAAAUAUUGAGAGGUGCGAAUACGAGUUUGAACGUAAAACUAUCAUGAAGGUUCUUGGUUGGGUCAUAAUGAGUUACCGCUAGUGAAGAAUAAGACCACUGUUAACUCGAUUAGUGUUCCAUAGCUAACUGACUUCUUUACUAACUUACACCACAUUAGAAUUACUUAUAUGAGAAGAGUGGGUUUGGAUAAUGUAAUCGCGCCUCUGCCUAACCGUUUAUGUGCUAUACAGUAUUAUCAGAUCUCAUCACACUGUGGCAUCAAACUCAAAUUCAUAAUUCACAACAUUUUUUAUUUAAAUAAAGUGACAAUUUCUUCUCGAUCUCAUCGAUAAAAAUCGAUUACGAAUGUAAGUUUAAUCGAUAUGCAUAGUGUCUUUUAAGUCUAUUAUAUCGAAACGUUUACAUCGAUAUUAGAGCUAUGUUCGUACUAUAAUCCGAAUUGAAGAUCAUUCAUUCGUCACAGGAAUAUCAACCUUCUGUCAUGUUUAAAUAUAAAGAUGGUUUUCGCGUAGCAAGAACUUGUUUGACAAAGUUUUGGGCUGUGAAAGGAAAAGUGGUUUUCGUACGGCAUUUUGAGGCGUGUAGGUAGCGAUGUAUGAAAUUGAAUGGUGAUUAUAUACUGGUGGAAUCUUUUGGAAGUCGUGUCAUGGUCUGAAGGCGACGUGUUGAAGUUUGUAAUGUCUAAGUGUCGAGUUGAAGUCACUUGGAAGUAAGUACUCGACUUGUUUAAUCCUCAUCUUUGUUAAUAUGAAAGUUCGUAAAUUACCCACGUUCAAAAUGGGAUUAUUAACAUGUAUUUAGACAUUGUUUUAUUAAGAUAUCAUUUUUAAUUCCGAAUCAAAUUAAUAAUACUUUUUAUUAAGCGACACUCGUUCUUUGUACACAAUUUUCUUUAAUCUAUUUAAUUUUGUAUAACUGUACAUAUUGGCAAAUAAUCAUUAAAAUAAUUCCGUUGUAAAGACUUCAAGUGUCCGAUUGUUUAGCCAAAUAUCUGUUAAUAGACACCAAAUUGUACGCCAAACACAUUAGUAGGAACACGACAAGAUUUGUACUGAACCGGUGCUUACAAUACUGUUUUAACCACUUCAGCAACCACCCCUAAAUCACCUCUUAACAAAAAGUUACUUAGCGUGACCGUAACUUAAUUCCUUACUUGUAGGUGGCACUUAUACGUUAGUGGAAAUCAAAAUGUCGUUAAGUGUUACCUGUCUGAGUGUAUGGGUUCCUUAAAAUUUAGGAGAGGUUGGUGAAAACGGGCAUCGCAAUAUUUACUUCAGUUUUCCAACAUUCUGUAGAAAUAUCAAAGAUGAAUUAAUAAAUGGAGUGCUAACUAAGGACGCUAACUGACAUAAGCGAAUGUCAAAAAGUUUGACAGCGUAUUCAAGUUGCUCCAUUUUUUAAGCAAUCCGUGUUUUUCCACCCCUUAGAUUUAAUAUAACGACAUUAUCAAACCAAGUCUAUGAUUAUUGAUAGUUUUUGAGUCAAUUCGAGUCAGUGAUGUCGACCCACCCCUAUAUCUAUGUAAAUACGUUCGAUAAUCGUGUGACAACGCGAUUCAAUGCCAAAAAUAAAUAAUUUAAUGUAUAUUUUAAAUGUAGAUUUUUAAUAUUGUAUUAUUGUGUAAGAAGUAAUAAAACUGGUUGCCCGGUGAAAUACCGAAUUUAAAAAAAAUGAAAUAAAUGACUCUUGGUUUCGAUAAUCGCCUGAUAGUUACAAUGAAGUGACAGGCCGUGCCAUGUCUUAUAAUAUACUAUAUGUGUGUAUAUUGAAAUAUUCCCUAAUUAAUAUUAAAAUAUGAAUUAAAAACUGUCGGCUAAUUCAACGCCUCAUCGGUCCCUUGAGGGAUUUUAAAAAAACAAUAUUAAAAAAGCUUCGAUUAAAAAAAUGUUUUUUGAAAGCGUUAAAUUUAAAGAAUAUUACGUAGUUUGUAAGUAUGUAUGUAUUCUACAGUAUGUAUGUUUAUUUAUGUUCCCGUUCGAUCUGUGAACCAAUUAUUUGGUGUACUAUGCAUUUGUUUUGUCUCGAAUACAUUCUCCAAUAUUGUAAUGUGUUAAGUAAGAUUCGAUAUUUUUUGUUUGUCCUGAGUGAAGGGGUACGCGUUUAAUUAACAAAAUUGGUCAUAUUUUAUGAUUUUCAUAGAGUUUUUCGAAAGCGUUUAUAUGUGUGUGAAAUUGUAUGUUUGUAAACGCACCCACGACAAGGAAGAAAAUCAUAAAGUGAGGCAAUUAAAAAAAAAACGUUACACAAAAUGUAUUUGACAAUGACGUCAGAUUUCUUUCUUCUGGUUUCUGUAAUCAUUGUGGUGCUUUAAUGACGUCAUGCUGAACUUCACCUAGCUCAGGUUUUAAAACUGGCCUUUGACGUAUUUUUAUCGAUAUCGAUGUAUCGUGUGAUGCCCUUCAUUCAAGACGUAAAUGGACAUAAAAAUAUUCCUAUCGUACGCUAGACUUAUAAACAUUUCCGUUUAACUUUCCUACUGUGUAGGUGUAUUCUAUUAAUAAAUAAACUAAUUAUUAAAUAAUAAUUAAUAAAUCGUAAAGUAAAAUUCCAAUCUCGAUGAUUUUUUAAUUAAAAAUAUUAAAUAUAUUCAUCCCUAGUGUAAGGUGUUAGUGAGACGCGCAAAAUUAUUUUGUUACAAUUUUUAAUUUAACAGAAAUUUCAUAAAAAUAUAUUUAAAAUUGCCAAUCCUCAUAGUUCCUUAGAAAAACAAAUUUCGUACGACAUAAUAAGAUAAUUUUGCGCAAAAAGUAAAUAUGUAUGAAAAGGUAAUAGAUGAAAAUCGACACCGGUGUCCGUCUAACUCCCAAACGUUGACGUAGAAUUUAAUUUCGACUUUAUUUCCUUUAAAUUUUGGUUGGUAUUGGUUUAAAAACCCUGUAAUACAUAGAUCCCUUAGCAAAUUAGUGAUUACACUUCGACGGAUAAUGUCAUCUGCAAUGUUUAAAAAGUUAUUUUAAAAAAGUAUUUUUGUUAGACUGUUGUUAGAAUGUAAUUUUAUUUAUUAGUUUUACUUUGUGUUCAAUACAUUUUUUUAUAAUAUUAGUAUUGAAAAAUAUGAGUUUUUGAAGAUUUGUAGGUGAGUAUUAUCCGUGCGAAUCAAUAAAAAAAAUUGGUAACAAAAUGAUAUCAUUAUAAAGGCUGAGGACACAAUUUUUAAGAUAUACAAUGUCUUCGAACAGGGUAACUUUGAUUUACUGUUGUGUGAAACUUUUUAAUAGUGGAAAACGAUGUUAUUCGAUUUUUGUCGUCUACCACAACAUUACACGAUUGAAUUCCGUAGCUCUUUACAAUCCGUUCUCACUGCGUCACGAGUGUGACGUCACGCCCUAAAUAGACCGCGAACAAUU
Spodoptera littoralis (African cotton leafworm) is the source of this 5847-nucleotide messenger RNA. The record is from the annotation of a GenBank genome assembly. NCBI's taxonomy places the organism in Eukaryota, Metazoa, Arthropoda, Insecta, Lepidoptera, Noctuidae.